CCCAUCUCCCCUUGUUCCUCUUCCACAGAUCUCUCUGCAGAGAGCUCAAACUCGAGCAAAGUUUCGAUGGCAGCACAAGUGGUAGCUAAAGCCGUAGCCAUUCUAGCUCUCCUGGCUACCCUCUCCUCUCAUGCAGCUGCGGUGGAUGUGCUGUACAGCGGGCAGACCCUCCUUGCAGGCCAGUUCUUAGUGAAUGGGCCUUACAAGUUCAUCAUGCAGGCGGACUGCAACCUGGUGCUCUACAUCAUCGGAAUCAGGGCGCUGUGGUCUUCCGGCACCGCCGGGAAAGGCCGCAACUGUUGGGCAACCCUACAGAGAGACGCCAAUUUGGUUGUCUACUCAGGAGGUAAAGCUCUUUGGGCAAGUGGGACGGCGAGAGGCGCCAACAACUACCGCCUGAAGGUGCAGGCGGAUGGUAACGUGGUGAUCUACGAUCCUGCCGGACAUGCUGUGUGGGCUACCAAUACGAGCAAAUAGAGUGGCGCGCAGCAGGACACGCUUGCUGUAGAUCCAACUUAAAGAGCCCGUGAAUAAAAUAUGCACUGUUGCUUAGUUCCUAUAUA
Messenger RNA from Nymphaea colorata (pocket water lily), 563 nucleotides. RefSeq names its product mannose-specific lectin-like. NCBI's taxonomy places the organism in Eukaryota, Viridiplantae, Streptophyta, Magnoliopsida, Nymphaeales, Nymphaeaceae. The record is from RefSeq and is a predicted model, not a curated record. The coding region runs from base 67 to 477 and encodes 136 amino acids. The transcript has a single exon.